This is a messenger RNA of Crotalus tigris (Tiger rattlesnake), 1287 nucleotides long. RefSeq names its product histone H3.3A. NCBI's taxonomy places the organism in Eukaryota, Metazoa, Chordata, Lepidosauria, Squamata, Viperidae. The coding region runs from base 191 to 640 and encodes 149 amino acids. The transcript is spliced from 4 exons. The record is from RefSeq and is a predicted model, not a curated record. Gene Ontology annotation, molecular function: structural constituent of chromatin; DNA binding; protein heterodimerization activity. Gene Ontology annotation, cellular component: nucleosome.
UCCUCCAGCCCCGGUGCAUGACGGUUAAAAAGCCUGGCCCUGGAACCCGCCAUUUUCUUGUGGGGGCAGGCGGGAAAGGCGGGAAGUCGGCGAGCAGGCAGCGCGAGCGCGGCCGCGACACGACCCAAGGCCGUAGAAGCGCGAGGCGGACGAGCUGAGCAGACAUUUUGCAUCCUAAGAAACUUCCAGAAUGGCCCGUACCAAGCAGACUGCUCGUAAAUCCACUGGUGGGAAGGCGCCACGAAAGCAGCUGGCCACAAAAGCCGCUCGAAAAAGUGCACCGUCAACUGGUGGAGUGAAAAAACCUCACCGUUACAGGCCUGGCACGGUGGCCCUGCGAGAAAUACGGCGGUAUCAAAAAUCCACAGAGUUGCUGAUCCGCAAGCUGCCCUUCCAGCGCCUGGUCCGUGAAAUUGCUCAGGAUUUCAAGACAGACUUGCGGUUCCAGAGUGCCGCCAUCGGGGCUUUGCAGGUCGAUGUUUCCUCAAAAUCUCUCUCUUCCGGUUUUAAGGAAGCCAGCGAGGCGUACCUCGUGGGUCUGUUUGAGGAUACCAACUUGUGUGCCAUCCAUGCCAAGCGGGUCACUAUCAUGCCAAAAGACAUACAACUGGCCCGUCGCAUCCGUGGUGAACGAGCUUAAGUUCCACUUCCCUUCCCGCCCUUAAACCCCCUUUCUUGGCAGCCCCACCCUGUUCGUGUAUUAAAAUACACUCCAGGUUUUCCUUCCUUCCUUCUUUCUCUCUCUCUCUCUCCUACUCCUACUCCUGUUUGUAGUCGCUAGGACAUGUGAGGAAACGUUAGAUAAUCUAUCAUAGUAGCUCUCUAAGAUCAGGAGACCCGAUUGCUAUUCAUCAUGUACAAGCAAAAAAAAAAAAAAAAACCACAGAAAGAACAAAACCUUUGAAAUCUGCAAGACUUCUGGAUAAUGUUUUUUUUUAAACUUUUUUUCCUCCAGAAUUGCAAAAAAAAAAAAAAAAAAAAAAAUCCAAACCCAACAAAGGACAUUUUUGAAAUAAUCCGGUUUUAUAUACAGAACUUAAAUAUAGUUGUAGACAUUUCAGCAAUGGAGUUUUUGGUCUUUUGAGUUUGUAAAGUGUUUGCACAAACACUGCGCACUUCUGUUUACUGUGUGGGGUUUUUUCCUCUCUUUUCUUUCUUUGUAUUUAGGCAAGGAGUGCUUUCUUUAAUUUCUUAUUUUCCAUUUGUCUUGUGUCUGUGACUCUAAUCUUUGUAUCAAUAGGGAACCACCUUGAGGCAGUAAGGAAACAAAUAAAUGUUAAACGAAAA